Messenger RNA from Teleopsis dalmanni, 628 nucleotides. Its product is annotated as neuropeptide F-like. NCBI's taxonomy places the organism in Eukaryota, Metazoa, Arthropoda, Insecta, Diptera, Diopsidae. The coding region runs from base 120 to 401 and encodes 93 amino acids. The record is from RefSeq and is a predicted model, not a curated record. The transcript is spliced from 4 exons.
GAGCUGUGAGUUGUUUAGUAGCGCAUCAAGUGUUCUAUUAGUUACAGUUAUAUAAAAGUGAAAGUUAUUUUAAAAUUAUUAUUCGAAACUUUUUUAAGACUACGUUCAUCAGCUCCGAAAUGAACUCGACAAUGCGUUAUGGUUUGGUGUUGCUGAUUGCCUUGGCUAUGUUAACAGCUAAUAUCGCUGCAGCAAACUCCCGACCACCAAGGAAUAAUGACAUUAGCAACAUGGCUGAUGCACUCAAAUACUUGCAAGACUUGGACUCAUAUUACGGCGAUAGGGCAAGAGUCAGAUUCGGAAAGCGCACUUCUCUAAUACAACUUUUGCGUAGUCAUUUGCUGGAUAACUCGGAAAUGGCUCAUGCUGCUGAGUUGCCGGCUGCAGAAGAACCGUUUUAAAUCAUUUAAAUCAGCCACGAAUUUCCGAAUUUCUACCACAUUUAGUACCAGCCGAAAACAGUAUUUGAAAUGUAUCGUGUAAAUAUUGUGUGAAGAGCAUAUAAAAUACAUAAAAUAUUAAAUUAAUACUUAAAAAUAACUAAACAUAAAUGAAAUCUUUUGGGGCACACUCAAUGAGGUUGUAACUCUCAGCAUAUGUAUAAUAAUUAACCAAUAUUAUAUGUAAU